This is a messenger RNA of Cyclopterus lumpus (lumpfish), 2788 nucleotides long. RefSeq names its product ectonucleoside triphosphate diphosphohydrolase 3-like. NCBI's taxonomy places the organism in Eukaryota, Metazoa, Chordata, Actinopteri, Perciformes, Cyclopteridae. The record is from RefSeq and is a predicted model, not a curated record. Bases 1 to 1854 code for a protein of 617 amino acids. Gene Ontology annotation, molecular function: GDP phosphatase activity; UDP phosphatase activity. The transcript has 11 exons. Gene Ontology annotation, biological process: nucleoside diphosphate catabolic process. Gene Ontology annotation, cellular component: plasma membrane.
AUGGGAGAUGUUGUCACGCCUUCUACCAACAGACAGCCGCACUGGAUGAGCCACAACUAUGACAGUGACACCAUGGUGAAAACUGGAACUGAACUGGAGUUUGUAGACAAUGCCCCUCCCAUUCCCUCUCUCCCUCACUCUCUGUUUUGUUGGGGUACAACAGCUCCUGCUCCUGAGAGCCAACCACUCUUAUCUCUCUCUCCCCCUCACAGCACACUCCCUUCCUCUCUCUCUCUCUCCCAGCCUUUGCUGCUCCCCUGUUUCCUGCUGUGUUUCCUCAUCCCUUCUUCAGAGCCAUCUCACUCCCACUCUCAACUCGGAUCUACAAACCAGCUCUCCAAGGAAAUGGCUUCUAAACGGCAAAUGGGCUACAAGUGUCGCAUAGCAGGAGUGCUGCUUCUACUUUUGGCCAGCAUUGCUGCCCUUGUUGCUGUUGCUGUCAUCCAGGACACGUGGAAGUUCAAAGAGUACAGCUUAGAGUAUGGCAUAGUGAUAGACUCCGGCUCAUCACGUUCCAAUGUGUACCUGUACGAGUGGCCGGGGGAGAAGCAGAAUGAAACAGGAGUUGUGACCGAGAUAAUGAACUGUCGCGUUUCUGGUGCUGGUAUCUCAGAGAUGAAAGUUGACCCACAGAAAGAUGAAGCCUCGUGGAAUGGAUUCCGUGAAUGCAUGCGCAACGUCACAAAAGCCAUUCCUGUUGAAAAACACAAAACCACAAUUCUCUUUCUGGGAGCGACUGCUGGAAUGAGACUGCUGCAUGAGAAGGAUGAAGAGAAGUCAGAUGAAAUCCUGGGAAGUCUCAGAGAAUACCUGAAAACGUUGCCUUUCAACUUCCAAAAUGCUUCCAUCCUUUCUGGUCAAGAAGAAGGUCUGUACGGGUGGGUCACGGUCAACUACCUCAUGGGAAACCUCCUAACGAAAAACCUUUGGAACCUCUACGCAAACCCCGAAGGUGAAAAGACGAUAGGGUCCAUGGACCUCGGUGGAGCGUCUACACAGAUUGCCUUCGCAGUCCAGGAGGAUUUAAGGGGACCUGACUACUUGCAUGUCAAACUGUACGGUUACCCUUACAAUGUCUACACACACAGUUUCCUCUGCUAUGGCAAAAAUGAGGCUGGGAAGAGGAUUCUGGACAAAAUAGUGAAGGAAUCAUCCGACCCAUCCUACAUUAUUAACCCCUGCUACCCUGAAGGUUACAAUGUCACCAUGAUGGCCUCGGAAAUUUAUGACACAGAGUGCACAAAGAAGCCAAAGGACUACAACCCAGAUCGAGAACUCUUCAUGGUGGGAACCUCCAACUCAGACAAGUGUGGCAGCUUAGUGAAGUCCAUCUUUGAUUUCAAAACGUGUUCCUCACCCCAGUGUUCCUUCGAUGGGGUCGAGCAGCCACCCGUCGUUGGAGAGUUUAUGGCAUACGCAGGGUUCUUCUACACUGCGAGGGCGCUCGGGAAUGAGGGAGCAACAGAUCUCAUUACGUUCAACAACUCAGUUAGGAAAUUCUGCCAGUCCCAUUGGACAGUGCUGAGGGCAUCUGAGGAAAGGAAAAUGAUCUCUGAUCAACACCUUAAGACUUACUGUUAUUCAGGUCACUACGUCUUCGCAAUGCUGGCGGAUGGAUACAAGUUUGACAAGGAGACCUGGAAAAACAUUAACUUCCAAAGAGAGGUGAAGAAAACCAGCAUAGGUUGGAGUUUGGGCUACAUGCUGAGUAUGUCCAACAUGAUCCCGUCUGAAGUGAAAGAAAUCCCCCCCCUGACCAACCCUGUCUUUGCCGGCCUCAUUUUUCUAUUUUCAGCCCUAACAAUCAUAACUGUUGUCUUUGUUUUCGUGUUCCUCAUUCGCGCUUGCUACUGAGAGUUUCAGUCACUAAGGAAUUGUUCUGCCAUUGUAAACCUCGGGGUUGCUGUCAACCUGCAAGUAGUGGGAGCGGGCUACAGCAGCAUUUGCCUAGGCACUGUAUUUUUUCAGGCCAAGCCAUUUACUGCCUUCAAAUUCAAUAAUGAGAGUUCACGAAAACCGAAGGAAAAGCCUCAAAAUGAAAACCUCCCGCUGUGUAUCCUUCUCCUGACAUUGAGUCUUUGAGCUCGCUUCACUUGUGUGACUGGUUUUAUUGAGCCAUUAUAAAACACCUAAAACAUGAAUGAUGCACAGAUAAUAUAAUGGAACCCAGAUAUGUCCACUAGUCGCAGAUUGAGCAAUCUUAAAAUGCCGCUGCAUUUACAAUUGUGUGAUUACAGACAUGGACCAGGUAAACCAUGAGCUAUUCACUCACUGAUUAAUUCUGUAUUACACAUGUAAUUGCACUUUAUGGAUUUCUCUUUACACACAGUAGGAUUGCCCUUUGCCGAGGCCCUUUAAGUGUUUUAUAUUAUAUACUGUAUACUGUAUAUCAGGGAUAGGCAUUCUUUGGCACAAGUACCACUAUUUUCAUAAGGUAGCUUUACCAAUGUGUGCAAGGGAGUGCAUGCACCUCUUUUCUGCAUGAAGAAUUACCUCUUCCCUUGUCAUUGGAAAGUGAUGGCUUGUUAUUUACGGUAGUUUGAUGUGAAUGAAGUCUUGUUUUUUGAAGACCCGCCCUACUCUGCCUCUGUUUGGCUACUACGUGGGCCCUUCUUAAUAGAAUGCAUCAAGUUUAUUGUUAAUUGGAGGACGGUCAAGAUCAAGAUCCAAAACAAGACUGGAGGAGGGUCAAGAGGUUAAUCAUUUCCAAUAUAUAAUACGAAUGUCCUGAUUUUGGGAGAUGCACAUUGAAUGAAAUAAUAAAAAAUAAAACAACAGACCCUUUGGA